Sugiyamaella lignohabitans is the source of this 3753-nucleotide messenger RNA. It is a transcript of the gene SPT7, whose product is annotated as SAGA histone acetyltransferase complex subunit SPT7. The transcript has 2 exons. NCBI's taxonomy places the organism in Eukaryota, Fungi, Ascomycota, Dipodascomycetes, Dipodascales, Trichomonascaceae. Gene Ontology annotation, molecular function: structural molecule activity; protein heterodimerization activity. Gene Ontology annotation, biological process: regulation of transcription by RNA polymerase II. Bases 1 to 3753 code for a protein of 1250 amino acids. Gene Ontology annotation, cellular component: SAGA complex; SLIK (SAGA-like) complex. The record is from RefSeq and is a predicted model, not a curated record.
AUGGAUCCGUCUGUGAUGCUACGGCUAUGGUCGUCCAACGAUCCACAAAAGCUUCACAUUUUGGCCAAAGAUAUUGAGACUCAAGGAACAUGGCAGGCCUACUUGUCGGCCCAGGAACACAAGAUCUUCGAGUAUGCGGUCGAAAGAGGUGGUGACCUUUGGGCACAAUUCCUUCAAGGAACAGUUCAAUGCUACGUAGAGCAUGUCCCCUCGACCAUUAAUGGUAUGGCCAAUGGAAAUUUCUCUAGCAACUCUCCAUCUGCCAAUGGCGGUGGAUCAGGUGCUGGUUUCAGUAAACGGACUAAUGGCCAUAGUAGUACUAAUAUGAAUGGAAACGACGACUCACCCUACACGAGUCCACAUUUCUCUCGAGUAUCAGGCACGCCACAACCCAACUCAGGACCUACGUCAUUUCUUGGAAAGUCAGCAGCAGCUGCUAGCGGGCUGUAUCACAGCAACUCACGAGCUGGUUCAGCAGGGUCAGAACACGGCGGGGCAAAUACUACAGGCACUGGUGCUGGUAAUGUUCCUACUGUGACGACAAUAGAUGGUCUAACAUUGGCGUUCCGAGUAAGAUACAUGUUAUACGACAAAAGCUUGGGCCUGCUGUUCCCGGCCAUUGGCAAAUACAUGCCAUUCGACUUUGAUUCGGCGCUAUUCGAAGACAAUUCCAAGUCAGUCGCUGAAGCACUAGCUGGGAGCCCGACAACAGCUGGUGCCAGCAGGACAUCAGCGCGACCAGUCGACGAUGACUACGAUUUCGACGACGAAGACGAAGACGAGGACGAGCAACCAACCGACAAAAUGCAGGUCGAUAACGACAGCCAACGAACUACUAAUGACACUAAUAACGAACAAAACCAAGAACCCGACGAGGACGGCAAACUAAUUAUCAGAGUGACGCUGGAAGACGACGAUACCGACAAGAAUGAGAGUAAAAGGACAAAAGAAGCCAUUGCUAAUUUCAAGCGGGUGUACCAUACGUUUGAGAACGAUCGUGAAAAUCUGCUGAAACAGCGCAAGUUAGAGGAGUCUGAUAGGCAGGUUGCGUCGGAGGAGGCUGCGAAUGCCGAAGCCGAGGCUAAUGAGGCCAGAAGCAAAGCAGACGGUAAUGAAGCAGGUACUAAUGGAAAACCUGGAGCCGUUGCCAGUGCGACUGCCGGGCCUGAUAAAAUAGCAAGUACAGCGCAGUUUGGAGCAGCUAAUUUGAGUUUGAAACAUCUGUUGGCCACAAUCGAGGCCAAGAGGGACCAGAACAGUCUGACUGAUUUAGAACUAAAAAACCUGAUUUCGGACGUGCGGAAAAACCGGUCGAAAUGGGCUAGCGAGGAUAAAAUCGGCCAGGAAGAGCUUUAUGAAGCCGCUGAGAAGGUCGUAUUAGAAUUGAGAGGAUACACUGAGCAUUCAACUGCGUUCCUUAAUAAAGUCAACAAAAGAGAUGCACCUAAUUAUUUCAACAUCAUUAAAAAGCCCAUGGAUCUGAAUACCAUCAUGAAGAAACUGAAAACGUUCCAGUAUAAAAGUAAAGACGAAUUUGUUGACGACUUGAUGCUUAUCUGGUCCAACUGUUUUACUUAUAACACGGAUCCCAAGCACUUUCUAAGAGCGCAUGCUUUGGCAAUGCAGAAGAAGACAUUUACACUGAUUCCACUGAUACCUGAUAUUGUUGUCCGAGACCGGGCAGAGGUCGAAGCGGAAGAAGCUGCUGCAUUGCGAGCUGCUAAUAUUGCUAAUGGCAAUGCCAAUGGUGAAGAGAGUGGAGAUGAUAGUGCCCCAGGAACUGCUGGAGGUCUUGGUCAAGUCAGUGGUAAACAUGCUACCAAGGGAAGAAAGCGGAAAUUAGACAGUUCAGAGGAAGAGGAGAUGAAAGAAGGUACCGGCGGUGUUCCUCCGCCAUUUGGUAGUCCAAUGCAAGUAGCUGAUGUUGCUGGUGCUUCUGGUAAUGCUGAAACUGACGGCAAUGCAAGUGGUGCUGGUGGGCCUUCAACACCAGCUCGAGAUAGCCCAUUCCCGUCUCUUACUGGGGCUUAUUCUACACCGACGCCUGGACCAGGCGAUAUAGACAUGGAAUUGAAUGAAAGUAUGAAGGAAGAAAGCAAGGAGCCUGUUUAUGAACUGGAUGUCGAGUCUCAAGUAUGGCAGAAUGUGUACUCCAAACAACGAUCGGUGUAUUGUGGCAAGCGAAGUGAACUUUUCAAAGAUGACAAGAUUCAACUGGAUGCUGAAGCAAGUGCACGAAAAUCUAUUUCAAUGGGCAAAUUCGAGGAGAAUUUAGAUAAGAUGUUCAAACCCGAGGAGCAGGAUGAAGAUGAACAACAUCCUCGAAGCAGGUUGUUUAGAGGCAGUCGCAGUCUAUUAGACUCCCUAGAGACUGACAAAGAACAAUUCAUCAUGGAAUAUGAAGUGGCUGCUGGACUGCCCUCACUUCCAGACCGUCUCACAAGAUACAAUCUGUUCGAUAGGGAAGGAGAUGGGUCAAAAGAUGAUGGCCAGGAUGAUAUUGAAGAUGAAGAUUUUAGAGCUCUUACACUAGAAGAUAUUCCACCUUCAGGAUUCAUGGUUCAGACAGGGCUGGGUCCUAAGAUGCUCAAUAAUUUGCAAGAAAUCCAGCAGAUUCGCAAAGUAUGUUCGAAAAUCGCUCUCAUCAGACAGAUGCAACAGCAACCAUACAUGCAUGCCAACCAGAUUGAACCAUAUAAUCCUAUUGAAAUCGAGGAGCAGGAUCUAGAUCUCGCAUCUCGUCUACCUAAUCGCGAUCAUUACAACUCAGAGGUAGCAGCAGUAUCUAUGAAAAAGGCUAUGAGCAAGCUUGCCAUGCACGGAGGUUUCGAGGUGACGGAAUCAACUGCAAUCGAAGCUCUUACUGAAAUUGCUGCUGAUUAUAUGGGCAAACUAGGGAAAAUGAUUAUGGCAUAUAUGGAAGACUGUAGCGACCGCAAGCGUCCGUUGGAGACCAUUCUCAAUAUUGUGCUCCGUGAAAAUGGCAUUGAGAGUUUGUCGUCGCUGGAUUCGUACGUUCAUGACGAUAUAGAACGUCAUGGCACGAAACUACAGGAUCUUAAACGGAAGCUGACCCAGUUCACUGCUGACCUGCUUCGACCAGGCAUCACCGAACUCAACGACCGGCAGUUUUCCGAUAACAGCGACCAAUUUCUUAACGGAGAUUUCUCAAUGGAGCUUGGCGAUGAUUUCUUCGGAUUUAGAGAACUCGGUCUUGAUAAGGAGUUUGGACUGCUCACUUCCUCUGUACCGUUCCACUUGUUACACGGUCGUCUUAGCGCCUCGUUCUCCAACCAAAACGACCAGCCUGUCAACACCGAGAAGCUGCAGCAAGUGCCAGAAUAUCCUGCCAUGUACCUGGACCAUGCCAAGGGACAAAUCGGGCUUCUGCGAGGAUUUUUCAUUGGUCGUUUGGAAGCGUCGACGUCGGACCAACUGCCCGAAGGCGACCAACUGCCGCCCAAACAGCGGAACACGCGACCCAAACUACCACCCACUGGAAAAAUCUCCGGUCCCAAAAAGAAGCCAUUAUCGCGAGUCUUCUUCCGACCGGAACCAAAACCAGAACCCAAACCAAAUCCGCCUGUCGAGGACAGUACAGCCACCAGCAAACCAAACGCUGGCCCCAAGCUACCCCAAUCACCACCCACCGCGGUUCCUGCCACGGCAUCUGACGACAUGCUCGACAACAUGGACAUGGACGCGUCCAGCGACCUCGGUCUCAACGACGAAUCUAUAGACUCGCUCUUCUAG